AAAACUGAAAAAAAUAUGUACUUGCGAUUUAUCUGGUGGGUCGGUUCGUCCCUCUGGAGUCGGACCAAUCCACUGAAUUGCAAGAUCACUUCUUUUCUUCAACGUCAAGGGGUCUGAUUCUGAUAUUGAAUGCAUCGAAUUCUGAUAAGGUUUCAGUUUCUUUUUUUGGCAUUGUUGGAGAAGGAAUCCUAGAGCUAGCAAUGUGAAUUCCAAGUGGGCAGCAAUCCAGCAACAUCACGUAAAGUUGAUAUUGAUGUUUCUCAUCCCAUUCCAUACGCCAAUUUUACCUCACGAAGCUCAUAAGCAAUGCAAAGCAUCAAAUGGCUGCCUCUAGUCCGUACCAUAACAACCUUAGCACCGAAAUACCUUCCCAUAUCAUCGUCAACCAGUACACUACUGUUGGAUACUUACUGUGAACCCAAUCCCCAUGAGGUCAUUUACAACAAAAACAGGAUUAUUGGUAACAUGAUCAAGUCUGGGAACUUACAUGCUGCUCACAAUCUAUUCGAUGAAAUGGUUAUACGUGAUGUUGUUACAUAUAACUUGCUGAUUUCUGGGCAUGGUAAAUAUGGAAUCCCGCAACAGGCUCUCUAUCUUUACUCUGAGAUGGUUUCACAAGAAAUCAGAGAAAGCCCAUCAACGUUUUCUUCUGUUUUAAGUAUAUGUAGUGACUCGGGGUUUUCCAGAGAAGGAAUUCAAGUUCACUGCAGAGUUAUUAAACUUGGGUUCGAUUUCAAUUUGUACAUUGGCAGUUCACUUGUUGGUCUUUAUAUGCGUAUGGGACUCGAUGAUUUAGCUUUGAGUUUGUUUGGUGAAUUGCCUGAGAGAAAUUUAGCGACAUGGAAUUUGGUUUUACGCUCGAUUUGUGAGCUAGGUCGAUUUGAUGACUUGUUAGGAUUGUACAACAAAAUGAAACUGGAUAAUGUGGAGGCAAAUGGGCUUAGUUUUUGCUAUUUGAUCCGUGGAUGUUCUGACGAGAGGUUUUUCAAUGAAGGGAGGCAAUUGCACUGUCAUGUGAUCAAGGUUGGACGGGCAAACUCAAAUAUUUUUGUGGCUAAUGCUUUGGUGGAUUUUUACUCUGCAUGUGGGAGUUUAAAUGAAGCAAAGAAAUCGUUUCAAGCUAUUCCACUGGAGGAUGUUUUAUCGUGGAAUUCAAUAUUAUCAGUGCAUGCUGAUAAUGGAUUAUUUUUUUAUGCUCUUGACUUAUUUUACACAAUGCAGUUUUGGGGCAAGAAACCAUCAAUUCGUUCAUUUGUGGCGUUCUUAAAUCUAUCUAGUAUGAAUGGCAAUAUUCUAUUUGGAAAGCAGAUUCACUGUUAUGUCUUGAAGAUGGGUUUUGACAAUGGGAGUGUGCAUGUACAAUCUGCAUUAAUUGACAUGUAUGGAAAAUGUGGAGACAUUAAGAAUUCAGUAUCCGUGUAUGAAAGUCUUCCUAAAACAACUAUGGAGUGUUGUAACUCACUAAUGACAUCUUUGUUGCACUGUGGCAUUGUUGAUGACGUGGUUGAGAUGUUUGGUUUGAUGGUUGACGAAGGAGUUGGACUUGAUGGGGUUACAUUUUCCACGAUGUUGAAAGCAUUAUCACAGUCGGUUUUAGCAAGCUUGGCCAGCUGCAGAUUGGUGCAGUGUUGUGCAAUAAAAUUAGGUUUUGAAUCUAAUGUUUCAGUUUCUUGCUCACUGAUUGUUGCAUAUUCAAGGUCUGGUCAUGUUCAACUGGCACUACAGGUUUUUCAACAACUUUCUUCCCCAAAUGUUUUCUGUUUCACAUCAAUCAUCAAUGGAUUUGCCCGGAAUGGAUUGGGAAGAGAAUGUCUUGAGAUGCUUGAAGCCAUGAUUCAAAAGGGUUUAAAGCCUGAUAAAGUGACUUUCCUGUGUGUGUUAACUGGGUGCAGCCACUCUGGGUUGGUGGAAGAAGGAAGAUUGGUUUUCAAUUCAAUGAAAUCUCUACAUGGGAUUUCCCCAGACACAGAGCAUUUUUCGUGUAUGGUAGAUCUGUUGGGGCGAGCAGGUCUGCUAGAUGAAGCUGAAGAAUUGCUGCAACAGGCACCAGAAAGGGGUAAUUGUGUGAUGUGGAGCUCGUUGUUGCAAAGUUGUAGGGUUCAUAGGAAUGAAAUGGUGGGAAAAAGUGCAGCAAAAGUAUUAUUGGAACUUGAUCCAGAAGAUUUUGCAGUUUAUUUGCAAGUAUCAAACUUUUUUUCUGAGAUUGGGGAAUUUGAGGCCUCAAUGCAGAUUAGAGAGAUUGCUAUGGCAAGGAAGAUGACGAAGGAAAUUGGUCACAGUUUAAUUGAUUCGAAUAGUUGCUAUUAA
This is a messenger RNA of Hevea brasiliensis (rubber tree), 2307 nucleotides long. RefSeq names its product pentatricopeptide repeat-containing protein At1g74600, chloroplastic. The transcript has a single exon. The record is from RefSeq and is a predicted model, not a curated record. NCBI's taxonomy places the organism in Eukaryota, Viridiplantae, Streptophyta, Magnoliopsida, Malpighiales, Euphorbiaceae. Gene Ontology annotation, molecular function: RNA binding; protein binding. The coding region runs from base 307 to 2307 and encodes 666 amino acids. Gene Ontology annotation, biological process: RNA modification.